Messenger RNA from Lasiosphaeria miniovina, 1944 nucleotides. RefSeq names its product major facilitator superfamily domain-containing protein. Gene Ontology annotation, molecular function: transmembrane transporter activity. The record is from RefSeq and is a predicted model, not a curated record. Gene Ontology annotation, biological process: transmembrane transport. Gene Ontology annotation, cellular component: plasma membrane. Lineage: Eukaryota; Fungi; Ascomycota; Sordariomycetes; Sordariales; Lasiosphaeriaceae. The coding region runs from base 172 to 1809 and encodes 545 amino acids. The transcript has 2 exons.
UGUCAGGCUCGAGUUGCUGCGCGAGGGUGAGGUAUCCUUUACUUACUUGAACCCCAUGGGACGCUGCAUCGGAGUCAUAUUGCGCCCCUCUUGGUCUUGUCUCUCGUCCUGGCUCGCCAACGAUUCUUCUGACACAGCCCAACUGUCGUGUCUCUGGACUUGCUAGCCAACAUGGCGACCAAAGUCACUCAUGAUUUCCACAGCCAUGCACACGAAGAGGGAGUCGCCGGGACGGUCAACCUCAAGGCCCAAGAGGGGGAGGAGACUCACUACGGCCAGGCACUGUACCCGGUGCCGUCGGCGGACCCCAACGACCCGCUGCAGUGGAGCGGCUUCAAGAAGGGCAUGAUCCUACUAUGCUGCUGCCUGUACUCGUUCCUGGGCAACUCGACGCUGAUCGGGCCGUCGGUCUACAUCGGGCUGUGGUCGGGCGAGUUCGGCGUCGACCCCAACACGGCGGCCGGGCUGGUCAACUACCCCAACCUGGUGUUUGGGCUCGGCAGCCUGUUCCUGGUGCCGCUGUACCGCAAGAUCGGCCGCCGCCCCGUCAUGCUCGGCUCCAUGAUCUUCUACACGGUCGGGGUCAUCGCGGCGUCGCAGGCCACCACCUUCUCGGGCCUCAUGGCCGCCCGCGUCGUGCACGCCUUUGGGUCCGGCGUAUGCGAGGCCCUGCCCGUGCAGCUGGUCAACGACAUCUUCUUCCUGCACGAGCGCGGCAAGAAGCUGGGCUGGUACACCAUCGGCCUGUGCCUGGGCGCCACCGGCCCCCUGUUCUCGGGCUUCAUGCUGGCCGGCGGCUACUCGUGGCGCCUCUUCUUCUACGUCGAGUUCGCCUUUGCCGGCGCGCUGCUGAUCCUAGCCUUCUUCUUCGUCGAGGAGACUAAGUACAACCGCGUCGUGGCCAUCGUGCCCUCGCCCGUCGCCAACACCACCGACACCCACCUAGACCAAGAAAAGGCCGAGGCGACGACCGAGGAGCACGCGUCGUCUGAGUCGCCGCGCGACGUGUCGGCGGCCAGCCUGCCGCCGCGCAAGACGUUCGCGCAGCAGCUCAAGCCGUGGAGCACCGUGGAUCACGACUCGGAGUUCUUCAUGAUGAUGGCGCGCGCGUUCACGUACCUGCUGGUGCCGUCGACUUUCUGGGUCAUCACGACGUACGGCAUCUACAUCGGGCUGUGCGGGUUCGCCUUCAACUUCGUGUUCCCGCUCAAGAUCGUCGCGCCGCCGUACAACUGGCCGCAGACCAACUCAGGGCUCAACUCGAUCGCGAGCAUCAUCGGCUUCGCCCUGGCGCUCCCGCUGCUGCCCGCCAGCGACCAGCUUGCGGCGUACCUGACCAAGCGCAACAACGGCAUCCGCGAGUCCGAGAUGCGGCUCGGCAUCCUGCUGAUCCCCGCGCUGGUGGCGCCGGCGGGUCAGACGCUGUUUGGCGUCGCCGCCGCCCAGGACCUGCACUGGAUGACGUACUUUGUGGCUAUCGCCAUGACGCAGUGGGCCGGCUACUUCUAUUUUACUGUCACGCUUGCGUAUGCGGUCGACUCGUACACGGCCAAUCUGUCCGAGAUGCUCAUCAUGAUGAACCUCGGCAAGCAGCUGAUCAGUUUUGGGCUGAGCGUCGAGGUGCUCGACUGGAUCCUUGAGAACGGCUACGUCAAGGUCAUCAUCGGCGCGUUCAUGACCGUGAUGCUGGUCAACAACCUUGUCGUCAUCAUCUUCAUGGUCUGGGGCAAGCGCAUCCGCGUUGCUGUCUCCAAGACGUGGCUGGCCCGACUCCAUGCGCGCACCGCCGUCCGCGGCGAGAUGCAUUGAGGUGUCUGGCUAGGGGGAGGAGAGUUUUCUAGACGAGCUAGUCCUUGUGUGGUUGGAUAAUACAGUGUCGAGUUGAAUUGGAUUUCUGAGACGUAAUUGGGUAGUGGCUAAUGGAUAAAUUGCCAAAGGAUAUUC